CCUCCUCCUCCUCUUCCUCCUCUUCCUCCUCCUCUUUUCCCGGGACAGGGAUCGCGCCGCCCGGCUCACCCCUCGCCAUGGACUACCAGCGGAGCGCCGCCUGGGCUUGCCAGCAGGUGCAGGGCUACCGGAGGGACCCCGAGGGCUGGCGGAGCUGCAAGCGCACGAAUGAAGUUGCGGUUUCGUGGAGGCCCUCGACUGAAUUUAAUGGAAGGCUAUACAAAGGAGAAGGAAUUAUUCCUGCCAAAUUAGAGGAUGUGUAUAAAUUUAUUGUCCCCAAGGCUAAUGGACUGAGAGCAAAAUGGGAUGAAAAUGUGAAGGAACUGGAAGUCAUUGAACGAAUCGGUGAUAAUAUUCUCAUUGUUAGAACUACCACACCAUCCGCUUUCAUGAAAAUCAUCUCUCCGAGAGACUUUUUAGACGUGGUCCUGAUUCAACGAGAUGACGAUGGGAGCAUUACUAUUGCAGCAACCAACGCGGAGCAUCCCCGUUGCCCACCGCAACCAAAUUUUGUGAGAGGUCUCAAUUAUCCCUGUGGCUGCAUCUGCGUUCCUGUCCCACGGGAAGCCGGUAAAACUCAGCUGCUCAGUUUCUUUCAGAGUGAUCUCGGCGGCAAUCUCCCGCAGUCGGUGGUGGAAUCUUUCUUCCCAAGCAGCAUCCAGAAUUUUUUCAACAACCUGGCCAAAGCCGUGGUGAAACUGCCAGCCUAAGC
Messenger RNA from Pogona vitticeps (central bearded dragon), 712 nucleotides. RefSeq names its product StAR related lipid transfer domain containing 5 (gene STARD5). The record is from RefSeq and is a predicted model, not a curated record. Gene Ontology annotation, molecular function: cholesterol transfer activity; cholesterol binding. Gene Ontology annotation, biological process: cholesterol import. NCBI's taxonomy places the organism in Eukaryota, Metazoa, Chordata, Lepidosauria, Squamata, Agamidae.